This is a messenger RNA of Penaeus chinensis, 678 nucleotides long. RefSeq lists its product as uncharacterized. Bases 1 to 678 code for a protein of 225 amino acids. Gene Ontology annotation, molecular function: nucleic acid binding. Lineage: Eukaryota; Metazoa; Arthropoda; Malacostraca; Decapoda; Penaeidae. The record is from RefSeq and is a predicted model, not a curated record. The transcript has a single exon.
AUGGUUAUCAUCAGACAAGUGCAAAAAACCUGUUUUGCCGAAGAAUUAGACAUAUUGAAAAGAGGAAAAAAUUGGAAGGCAAGCCGCAUUUAUUGUCUGGAACCCCACUUGGAUGACCAGGGCCUGCUACGUGUUGGUGGACGGAGAGUCGAUGAAUAUAUGGACCAGAAUUCUAGAAGGCCCCUGAUCUUACCAAAAGAUCAUCCUGUGAUUACUCUAAUAGUUCAAGACAUUCAUGUGUUCUCUGCUAGACACUCUGGCAGAGAACACACCUUGACAGAAUUACGGAGGAAAUAUUGGAUAGUGGCGGGUAGGCCGCUGAUUGACCGAAUACUAUGUAACUGCUUCACCUGCCGCAGAAUAAAUAGUAAACCCCUGACUCAGAGGCAAGGAGAUUUACCUGUUGAGCGAGUAACACCAUGGGGCCCCCCUUUCUACCACAAUGGAGUGGAUUGUUUUGGUCCAUUUUAUGUAGUAUGCAAAAGGCAUGCGGAGAAGCGAUUUGGUUGUGUGUUUCCAUGCUUCAGCACCAGGGCUGUCCAUUUUGAACAUUUAAAGUCUCUAGAUGCUAGUACUUUCCUCAGUGCACUAAUGUGCGUUAUAUCCCAUAGAGGAACCCAGAUGGAGAUCUAUUCUGAUAGAGGAACAAACUUCUUGAGAGCCGAAAGGGAGCUCUGA